AUGAGCGACCCUGUUGGGUCUACCGAAAAGGCCAUACAACUUCAAAACUACCAUCGGCGUUGGCAAUCGCAGGUUGACAAUACCGCAACCCCCCGAGACGAUCUCUAUGAAGCGAAACUCAAAGACAGAAAGGCAAGGCACGGCGAAGCCUAUAAAACGUGGCUGGCAGGUCUGAGUAACGGAGACGUUGUUUCUUCGAACACUUGUCAAAAGGAUUUUGACCGUGCAACGGCAGAUCUUGGACAAUUCGCAUGUCGGCAACAUCAAGAGCGACUGGAGAAGAGGCAAGAGGAUGGGUUGAGGGAGCACCUCGACAUACUUGGGCUCUCAUUUUCCGUAAAGGUAUACACUAAGUGGCUCGCCGAUAACCACGCACCGCCGACCCCCGUGCAAGACCAAGUUGAGGAGGAGGUCUUAGCGGCCAACACCACCCCGUCCACACACACAGAAACACCCCCGACAAACAAGACAAUUAUGUUCAAACAGUUGUACAAUGGAGGCAAGCCAGCAAAACAAUAUGUUAUAGAGGAAUUCAGAGGUGAUUGGUAUAUUGUUGAGUGUGAGGAGCAUGAAAAGAAAUUUCACGUCCCCCAUCCUCUAAACAGCGCCCAAAACCACCUCAGACAUUGGGAACAUCACGAAACGGCCAACAAAAAGCUCUCCAUACCAUACACAAAGGUAAUUUCAGUCCUUGGUACACGUGUGACCGGUUGCACCAAAGAGCUUGCGGAAAAGAACAAUGCUAUUGUUCUGGGAUUGCCGCCCAUCAGUAGUGGGCAACCUACUCGAACACGUCCAAGUCCGAUUGCAAAUGCGGACGACAAUUCCGACGACGACACCGACAUUGUACAGAACUCCAGUCGCACCCGUCGCGAAAGUAAUGUCCCGUUCAAGGCUCAGGUCGAGAAGUACUUGCCUGAAUGUGGUCGUCGCAACUCCAAAAUUGGAGGUCCAAUCGGCAAUAACAUCAAUGUCGCUGACGAGAGUUCUACAAACGGAAGCUCUGAGGCCUUAUACAACUGCCCUGCAGAUACAAAUCAACCAUCUCCAGAAGAAAGACGAUCCAGCAUAACCGCUGGAAAACAAGUGAUUCAGGGUCCCGUCGCUGUUUCGUCUGAUAUUCCAUUUACUGACUAUGAUGGCCUACCUGGAGGGGAGGAGCUUCGUCAAGCCAGGGGCAAUGAGCCAGACCUCAACUCUCAUGAUGACUCUAUGGAGGUUGAUUCUCGGACCAUUAGUGACAGUGCCGACAGCACAGACACCGUCUUCCCCUUUACAAGCUACAGCUUCCAAUUGGGUAGCAACAACCGAGACAGCAACCCGCAUCAAAGGGUUGAGGAUCCAUCCAUGAGUGAUGGUGCUCAAGCUGGACCUAGUUCUGCACGCCCCCUGGACCCGGAUAGAAUGCUGUUCAACGCAAGAUUGCAAGCAAAGUAUGCGGCGGCGGCGGCCUAUCACAACAUGUAG
Molecule: messenger RNA, 1467 nt
Organism: Fusarium poae
Lineage: Eukaryota; Fungi; Ascomycota; Sordariomycetes; Hypocreales; Nectriaceae
Exons: 2
Coding region: 1-1467 (488 amino acids)
Source: RefSeq, a predicted model, not a curated record